Messenger RNA from Hypoxylon trugodes, 2041 nucleotides. Its product is annotated as peptidase S28. The record is from RefSeq and is a predicted model, not a curated record. The coding region runs from base 306 to 1901 and encodes 531 amino acids. Gene Ontology annotation, molecular function: serine-type exopeptidase activity; dipeptidyl-peptidase activity. Gene Ontology annotation, biological process: proteolysis. The transcript has a single exon. Lineage: Eukaryota; Fungi; Ascomycota; Sordariomycetes; Xylariales; Hypoxylaceae.
GGCAUAGCCUAUCGCGGCUUUACCGAAAACGGAAGGAUAUCUAUAAUCCCUGUCGAUGUUCCCCGUACAUCCCCGUACGUCCUGCAGCACAGGCGCAGUAUACGGGAUGCCAGAGCACAAACAGGAAGGUUGCAUUGCUGAUCGAGCACGCGAUGAGUCGCGCUCAUUAGAGAUAAGCUGCACUAGGUAGGUAGUUUCUCAGGCACAUAAUAUAAAGCUGGGAGGUCCGUGGUCAAUAGAUUUCGUUGUGGCUUUUUCUACCACACUCUCCUUGGCUCUUAUAGGUGUUCGGGACUGUUGCCAAGAUGAAGUUUCUCACAGCAGCCGCCCAGCUAUUGCUGGCGACCAGCGCCUCUGCCAAGUAUAUGAGGAAUACUGCUGGUAUGCAAGUUGGCCCCGUUGACGAAGACACCAUCCUCGAUUUCGGUAACGGCACUGUGGGUUGGGGUACCUUCGACCAGUUAAUCGAUCAUUCGAACCCCGAUCUAGGUACAUUCGAGCAGAGAUAUUGGUACGGCGCACAGUACUGGAAAGGACCCGGUUCGCCGAUCAUUUUCGUUAACCCCGGCGAACAAGCUGCCGACGGUUUCAAUGUGUCCUACACUACCGCCCAGCGCCUGACAGGGCUUUUCGCACAAAAGCUCGGUGGAGCGGUUGUCAUUAUGGAGCACAGAUAUUGGGGUGAAUCAUCACCAUACGACGAAUUGACCGUUGAGAACCUACAAUAUUUGACUCUCGAGAACUCCAUCAAGGACAACACCUACUUUGCCAACAAUUUCGAUGCGCCAUUUGACAAGACUGGAAAGAGCAGUGCGAAAGAUGCUCCUUGGAUUUACACAGGCGGUUCCUACCCGGGUGCUUUAGCCGGAUGGAUCGCGACCAAGGAUCCUGGUACUUUCUGGGCUUACUACGGCACUAGCGGUGUUGUCGAAGCCAUCAGUGACUUCUGGCAAUACUUCGUCCCCGUCCAAGAGGCAACGCCCAAGAACUGCAGCGCGGAUUUAUCCAAAGUCAUUGACUAUGUUGACAAUGUUCUUACCAACGGAACGCCUAGAGAGGCAGCUAGACUAAAGGCAAGAUUCAAGCUUGACGGCUUGGAGGACGCCGAUUUCGCUACUGCUCUCGCGAAUGGCCCAUGGUCUUGGCAGUCUGGUCAAUUCUACUCUGCGAGCCUCACCGGCCACACUCCUUACUACCAAUUCUGCGACUACAUUGAGAACGCCUGGCCGAACGCCACCACUUCCGUACCCGGUCCAGAGGGAGUUGGUUUGGCUCGUGCUCUACACGGUUACGUGAAGUGGUUCACAGAAGUUGAACUACCCGGAUACUGCGAGAGCUUCGGAUACUUCAACGGAACCUAUAACACCGAAUGCUUCCAGUCGCUUAACGCUUCCAACCCGAUUUACCACGACCUCGCCCCGAGCAACGCCGGUAACCGACAAUGGAACUGGAUGCUAUGUAACGAACCGUUUGAGUAUUGGCAGGACGGCGCCCCGGCAGAUCGCCCCACUAUCGUCUCCCGCCUCAUUGACGUAGACUACUGGCGAUCGCAAUGCUACCUUUGGUUCCCCGAGCAAAACUUCGGCAUCGCAAACGGAAAGUCUGCGUCGGACGUGAACACGUACACUGGUGGUUGGUCUGAGACAAACACAACACGUCUAAUGAUGACCAAUGGUCAAUGGGACCCUUGGCGCGAUUCGACCCUAAGUUCGACCUUCCGACCUGGUGGCCCGAAGAACAGCACCACCGACUUCCCGAUACGCGUAGUCGAACACGGCACCCAUUGCUCUGAUUUGUACGGCCAGAAUUGGGCCGUCAACCCCGGCGUCAAAGCUAUUGCCGACGCACAAGUUGCCAAUAUGGCAGCUUGGGUGCAAGAGUUCUAUGACCAGAAGAAGUAGGUCAAAAAAAAUACUUAUACCAUAGUUAGAGUCGGCCAUAAAAGGCUCAGUUUUACCGCAUUUAAUUUACGAAGAUUUAUAAACUAAAGCUAACUGUAUCUACUUCCAUUGCUCUAGAUUUGUGCUUGAACCUCUCAGUG